Purpureocillium takamizusanense is the source of this 1826-nucleotide messenger RNA. RefSeq lists its product as uncharacterized. The record is from RefSeq and is a predicted model, not a curated record. Gene Ontology annotation, molecular function: transmembrane transporter activity. Lineage: Eukaryota; Fungi; Ascomycota; Sordariomycetes; Hypocreales; Ophiocordycipitaceae. Gene Ontology annotation, cellular component: membrane. The coding region runs from base 1 to 1578 and encodes 525 amino acids. The transcript is spliced from 6 exons. Gene Ontology annotation, biological process: transmembrane transport.
AUGCACGGCGAGGAAAAGUCUACGGCCCCCACGGCGGCGGCGGCAUCUCAUGAUGAGAUUGAGGAGGCACAGCCCCCGUCCCAGACGCCCGACGUGCACCACAUCGACGGGCACCUCUUCUCCGACAAGGUGCCCACCAAGCACGACGACGCGCUCGACUUUCUGCGCUCGACCGGCGACGACAACUUUACGUACACCGACGCCGAGGCCAGCAAGGUGCGCUGGAAGAUUGACCUGUACCUGAUGCCGCUGCUCCUGGGCACGUUUACGCUCAACUUUCUAGACAAAGGCAUCUUGUCUAAUGCAUCCGUCUUUGGGCUCCGGGAGGACGCUCAUCUCGAAAAGAGCCAGUACAGCUGGGUCGCCAGCAUCUUUUACUUUGGCUACAUGAUCGGCCAGCCGCUCAACGCAUACAUGCUGCACCGCGUCCCCGUCGGCAAGUGGCUCGCCGGCAACGUCCUCGGCUGGGGCGCCUGCAUCCUCCUCGCCAUCACGUCCCGCAACUUCGCCGCGCUCGCCACGUCGCGCUUCUUCCUGGGGCUCUUCGAGGCCGUCAACAACCCGGCGUUCGUGCUCAUCACGGCGCAGUACUACACGCGCAGGGAGCACUCGCUGCGCGCCUGCGCCUGGUGGUCCGGCAACGCCGUGGGGUCCUUCUUCGGCGACCUCAUCGCCUACGGCAUCGGGCAUGGGCACGGCGCCCUGUCGCCCUGGAAGUACAUGUUCCUGGCGUUUGGCGGCGUGACGGUCCUGUGGGCGGGCGUGCUGGCCGUCUUCAUGCCCGACUCGCCGUGGAGAAUGCGCGUGCUGUCGGAGCAUGAGAGGAAGAUUGCCGUGCUGCGCGUCAUGUCCAACCAUACGGGCAUCAGCAGCUCGCAUUGGAAGUGGGAGCAGGCGCUGUCCGUGUUUUCCGACCCACAGGCGUGGAUCUUUUUCGCCAUUGUGUUUGUUCAGUGCCUUCCCGCUGGAGGUUUGACGGCCUUCAACAAGCUGAUCCUGACCGGGCUGGGAUACACGAACCUCGAGGCAACCGUGUACUCGAUGCCCGAACACGCCAUCCACCUCGUCAGCAUCGUCAGCGCAGGCAUCGCCGGCUCCUACAUCCGCAACUUCCGCUGCGUCAUCAUGGUCCUCUCCAACAUCCCCCCGCUCGUUGGCGCCUUGCUCAUCAACUACGUCCCCACGUCGGAGAAGCUCACGCGCCUGGCCGGCGUCUACCUGCUCUUCACCAGCACCGUGAGCUACAUCAUGACCAUGAGCCUCGUCGCCUCCAACAUCGCCGGCAUGUCGCGCAAGACGACCGUCGCCGCCGGCAUGUUCCUCGCCUACUCGGCCGGCAACCUCGUCGCCCCGCAGCUCUUCAUCUCCACCGAGGCCCCCGGCUACCAGACGGGCUUCCGCGGCAUGAUUGCCUCCUUUGUCGUGCUCAUCAUGCUCGCGCUCGCGCUCAUGGGGUACCUGAUCUGGGAGAACAGGCGCCGGGACCGCCUGUACGGCGAGGUGGACCCGGACGAGCCGCACGACGACUUUUUGAACAAGACGGAUCGGGAGCUGUCGUAUUUUCGCUAUAGCUGGUGAUGGGGCGUGUGAAUUGAGCCCCUGGAGACGCUGAUGAGCGGGCUUGUUGCGCUUGUUCAUUCAAUCAUGGGCUGUUACGUAGUGGCAAUUUUUCGGCCGAUUGCCGUCAAAGCCAUCGUACCUGGCAGAGGAUCACGGCUCAUCGUUGUCUGAGCAUCAAGAUGUUCCGGCUCAGUGACAGGCCAGGAAAGGUUGGCACCUGAGCACACGCCAUCGACAUCGACAGCGUGUAAGCUGUUAGUUGACUC